AUGCGACUUAUUGAUGCUACCACACUUGAGCUACGGCUCUUCAUGGAUGAGUCUCUGAUACCGCCAUAUGCGAUCCUAUCACACACGUGGGGCGAGGACGAAGUCACUCUACAGCAGUUUACGAACCAUUCACAGCGGGACGAUGCCACUUUCAGAAACAGCCGCGGCUACUGGAAGAUUCUGAAAGCCUGUCAGCAAGCCCUGAGCGACCGUUUGACGUUAGUAUGGGUGGACACUUGCUGCAUCGACAAGAACUCUUCUGCAGAGCUGAGCGAAGCCAUCAACAGUAUGUUCCGGUGGUAUGAACAAGCGGCGGAGUGUUACGCCUAUCUCGAUGAUAUCAAUGUGGGCUCCGAAGCCUGGGCUGACAGCCUCAUGUCCAAUGACGAUAAAGAACAGCUUGCCAGGUCGCGUUGGUUCACUCGAGGAUGGACCUUACAAGAAUUACUAGCUCCAAAGGAGAUACGGUUCUACGGAACAGAAUGGAGACAUUUUGGCAGGAAGAGAUCGUUGUGUGUCGAACUGGGGCGCAUCACUGGUAUCAACGCAGACGUGCUUUCAGGUAAAAGCGACAUGAAGGACGAGAGUAUCGCAAAGCGAAUGAGCUGGAUGGCCGGGCGCAAUACGACACGAAUAGAAGACAUGGCAUAUUCCCUGAUGGGCAUUUUCGACAUCAACAUGGAGCAAAUGUAUGGUGAAGGGAAAAGGGCUUUUGUUCGGCUUCAGGAAGGCAUCAUGAGGUUUAUCGCAGAUCAAAGCCUAUUCGCAUGGGAAGAACCCCUUCCACACUCUCCUGGAACGCCCACCUCGGUAUUUGCGAGUCACCCAAGGCAAUUCGCCACUUCGAGCGGGAUAAUCAACCGCAGAUUCGACGACGAAUUUAGGCUGCCAGAGGACUAUUUGUGUACAAACCGCGGCGUCAAGAUCAAACUCCGCAUCCGAAAACCGACUGGUUCCUGGGGCGGACUAGCACGUAGCGAAGAAGAUUUCCUGGCCGUGCUCGAUUGCCGCUACGAAGACCCGAAAUUUGAGAACUGCUGGCCUGCCAUCACAAUCAGACCGCUCAAAGGGCCCAAAGGACAGUACAUUCGUGUUGAAGGCCCAGCAAUCCUUCCUGUUGUUUUUGGCGAUGUCAGCGACGCCCAGAAGCAAAUGGGCGUUAUAUCUGUUGGCGAUAUAGACGACGGAGAAUGGGUUUAUCUUCGGGCAAAGGUUCCUGGCUGGGCUGCCCACUGA
Messenger RNA from Alternaria triticimaculans, 1236 nucleotides. RefSeq lists its product as uncharacterized. The coding region runs from base 1 to 1236 and encodes 411 amino acids. Lineage: Eukaryota; Fungi; Ascomycota; Dothideomycetes; Pleosporales; Pleosporaceae. The record is from RefSeq and is a predicted model, not a curated record. The transcript has a single exon.